CGGUCCGAAAUCAAAUAUUUUUUUUUUCAAUUAGGGUUUUAAUUAUGAAAAUUUCGUAACAGGCCGGUUAUAAGUCAAAACCUAUACUUCUUAGGGAUGAAGUACACAAGUGCGACGUUUAUAGCUUCCAUGACGAACGUUCUACCUGCCGUAACGUUCGUCAUUGCGUGCUUAUUAAGGCACGAGAAGGUAAAGAUGACAAGCACUCAUAGCCAAGCCAAGAUAAUCGGCACACUAGUCUCGAUCGGCGGAGCCAUGAUCAUGACCUUAGUGCGGGGCCCGAAUCUCGACCUACCAUGGACAAGGGGUAACCAUCAAGACCACAAAAACGGUGAAGAUUUUAAUAAUUCAAUUAAGGGUGCCCUAAUGAUUGCAAUUGCAUCCUUCGCUUGGGCGGGUUUCAUGAUCUCGCACGCAAUCACACUACAAACAUAUCCGGCUGCAUUAUCCCUCACUGCAUGGAUAUGUAUGCUAGGAACUGUAGAGGGAGCGGCACUUGCGUUAAUAAUGGAGAGGGGGAACUCCGCAGUUUGGUCGAUUAAAUGGGAUACUAAGUUGCUCGGAGCUGUUUAUAGCGGUAUAUUUUGUUCGGGUAUUACUUAUUACGUGCAAGGAAUAGUGUUGAAAGAAAGAGGUCCGGUUUUCGUGACUGCGUUUAGCCCGUUGAGUAUGGUUCUUGUUGCGGUCAUGAGCUCGUUCAUCCUUAGGGAGCAAAUGUAUUUAGGGAGGUAUAGGGAGGGGGGAUUUUGUACAGCACCACCAACACCUCCUCUGCUCCGCCGCACCACCACCACCUCUUCGCCUUCGCUGACGUCCGCCUCUUUAAAAUCGCCGAGCCCGCCUCCUUCAGCCGCCGCAUCGUUCAAUCGUUUGAGAAUGGGAAGGGUUAUCGGCGCAAUCGUAAUUAUCACGGGCCUUUAUCUUUUCGUAUGGGGUAAAAAGAAAGACUACGAAUCUCCGUUGGUCGAAGAUCAAGAAAUGUCCGUACAUCAAAGUACAAAUGCGGGUGAUGCGGUUAAUGCUUAA
Molecule: messenger RNA, 1026 nt
Organism: Erythranthe guttata (spotted monkey flower)
Lineage: Eukaryota; Viridiplantae; Streptophyta; Magnoliopsida; Lamiales; Phrymaceae
Source: RefSeq, a predicted model, not a curated record